CACACACACACGUGCGCGCGGAAAGAAGCGCUCAAAUUGGCUCCGCUUUUGUUUGCAUGUGUUUUGUUCGCCAAACGGGUAGAUGCGGCACUGUCUCACUAACACACACACACCUUGCCAACGGUAGACACACACGCAUACACGCAGUCAGUAGAGUUGGAGAUGCAGAAAGUUGAGCAUCGCGUUAGUUUUACUUUCCUCGAUGUGUACCACACACUAGAGCGGUGAACGGAAACGCUUCUGUGUGCGGCUGUUGCUUACGUUUUCUCGUGUCACGGUGGAAUUUCAUUACUUGGAAGCUGGUUGUGUUGGGUGAACGCCGAGCGAACGGGAGCCGGGUCGGCAGGAUCAUCCGGAAAGGAUAUCCGGUCCUUGUGGCAGCGAAAAAGAAUAUCAAACGCGUAAGCAAAGCAAAAUAAGAGCAGCAGCAGCAGCGGCACUCCAUAUUUGAGGGUACGACUCUCGGGGUGCCAUCCUGUAUUGGCAGCAAAGCGGCGGUACACCGCGGUGUCACCCAAAGGGCGCCGGGUCAGCUCCGAUUGCUGCGACGAUUUAAAGCAGUCUUUGGUACGACUUCGCCUCAUCCUGGACGUCCACUUUACCGGGCAUGUCGUCCGGAGGUGGUAAAAAGAAAGUAGUAGCAGCAGUAGCAGCAGCAGCCGAAAACACCCCUUCCUCCGUGUCAAUUGCAGCAUCCGUCGCACCGCAAAGGCCUGCCGGCGGUUUGAAAUUGCUGAUUGAUAAGAACAGAAUAGGCGUGCCGUCCACUAAAGCACAGUCUGCAGUGCAAAAACAGCAGCAACAACAACAACAGCAGCAGCAGCAGCAACAGCAGCAAGUGGUUAGCACCAGGCAUCUGUCGACCAGUCCGGCUGUGCCAUGUUCGUUGAAUGAUUCUUAUGUGAAUUUGGCAGGCUCGCUAACUGCUAUAAAGCUAGUACCAGUCGGCAUUCCGGCUCCAGUGAAGGUUUCGGGUACAAGUACAAGCGAGAAAAGUGGUACGGAGAGGAUCGAGAUGCGUGUGAAAGUGACCGGUGAAGAUGCGAAUCGCAGCAGCCCAUUCGCGGCCGGUGGUGGGCAGCAAGUGCCAACAUCGAAGCCAACGGCAAAAUUAAACAACUUGGUCGGCAGGCGGUUCUCCGUGCAUCAUCGAUUGAUCCCGACGCAGUUGAUCGAGGGUAACAAUGGGCAAGAUGCGACAAACGCACAGUAUGUGGAAAUUAGUACCCCGGAGGGGAAAAGUUUAGGGCAGUUGAAGCUGGUAGGCUGUAAUCCUUCGGCUAACAUGAUGAAAUCCCAUCCGGGAAACCCUGCCCCGGCAGCUGUCAACGCGUCUUUUGCACUGGCAGCGACUACCAAAUCGCUCGUCGCAUCGCCAGUCCAGUCUGGCAGUGUUGAAACCUCUCAGGUUGCUUCAAAUAAUGGCAAUCCUGCAGGAAGUGCUGCUGAAACAACGCUGGCAUCAACUGCUGCUGUACUGCAGAGCACUGAUGUGCAGCGGGAUGCUUCUAGAACGAAUGAAUUGCCAGCGGACAGGGCUGCCACAACGAACAAACCAAUCGUUAUAAAGAUUGCCCCAAUUCAAGCUGCUGCGCGUAGCCAAUCAGCGGCUGAGCGGGGGAGCGAUGACGAAAUCGUUGUCAUGGCAACGGCAAACAGCGAGACGCCAAAGGAAGCAGAACGUGUCGCGGUUGCUGAGCUUCACAGUGAGCUUGAAACUGCGAUCGACGCUGGUGGUGGUAGCACAGAUGCAGCAAAGGAACCGUCCGCAGAAAGUGAUCCUGCUGCAAAGACGACUGGUGAUGGUGCGGUAGUGUUGGAGAUGAACCCUCGGCCAUCUAGGGAGAUGAAAUUACUCCAGCAAACGCACAAAAAGUCGAAAAUACUGACGGAUAUUAUGUCCGAAGCGUCUCGUAAGGGGAAGCUGCGGAAGCGUCGCUCGACUAGUGGCGGUGGAGGACCCGCCCCAUCCCCUGACACAGGUGCGCACACAGGACUGCGUAAACGCACCCGAAGCCGGUCGGUGGCGAACCCAAAUCCAAGCGCAGAGGGUGCGAAAGAGUUGGAAAACGAUCCUGGCAAUAGAAAGAUACGUUUCGCUAGAUCGGAAUAUUCACUACACAAAGCUAAACACACAGCAGGCAGGAGCGACAGGUCCAUUAGCAAGGAUGACGAUGGUACUGGUGGGUUGGGAAAUGAUACGGGUGCAUUUAUGUCCCUGGCCAACCUUAACCAAGAGCCGGAUGUCGUUAUCGAUUUCCCCGGAGAUCCACCAAAGCCUGGAUGGGAUCGUUUCUGUUGGCGAUGCAAGUCAAAAGAUCCCGACUUGGGAUGCAGCAAGUGCAUCCGUAGCUACCACAAACUCUGCGUACGUUACACAGUGGACAAUCCCAACUGGAGCUGCACCGAAUGCAAAGCGACGACGGCCGGCUUACGCACAGACGUAGAUACGUUCUCGCAAUGUCUACGUUAUGCGUUAGACUUAGUCGCGACGCGUGAUGAGAAUAAUACUUUUAAUCCCUUCAACGUGACCGAUUUCGAAAACUAUAAUAAAUACAUAAGUCAUCACAUGGACCUUUCCGUGAUAUAUGAACGAUUAGCUCAAAGAAAAUACAGGGCCCCCGAAGAGUUUGUAUCGGACUUGAGCUGGAUUGUACACAAUAUGUUAAUUUAUCCGGGGCAAUUGCAUCUUGUUAAAAUAGCCCGCACCAUGUUCAAGCGAGGAAAGCAGGAGAUGGAGGAGAUGGAGCCGUGCCAGGAGUGUUACAUAAAGGCCAACACCAAGAGCGAUACCAACUGGUUCAUAGAGCCCUGUUCCAAGCCACACCUGUUGUUGUGGGCCAAGCUUAAGGGUUACCCGUACUGGCCAGCCAAACUAUACGGCACGAACGCCAACAAUCAGGCGCACGUUCGUUUCUUUGGUGAUCACGACCGAGCGUGGUUGCCGGUGAAGGACUGCUAUCUGUACGCCAAAGGCAAUCCCAACCCUCAGAAGGUGGUAGUGAAAUCGAAGCAAAUCACGUUCGCCAAGAGUAUAGCAGACAUAGAGCUUCAUAUAGAGCAGCUGCGCGAAAAGUACAAUACGUUCAAUUAUGCCGAGGAGUUCGAGUUGCUCGACCCUUCCAAUUUGGACAACCAGCUGCGGGCCAUGCUCCCGGGGGUUUUUGUGAAAAAAGUGAAAGUCACCAUUAAACGAAAUGAGGGCGAGAUGGUCGCCGUUGCUUCGUCUACGUGCGACGAUACACCAUCUCCGUCGGAGGGUAAAGAGGGUGGCGGAAGCGAGCUGCAAGUGGAGAAAGCUUCACCGUCUGCAAACAAGGACGCAAAGCCCAGCAAAGGUGCCAGCCCUCGGAAGCGGCUGACCCGUCGCAUGUCUCGAAUUAUGAAAAGCCCUGUAGAAUCGGUGGAACCGGUCGCAAACACAUCGAAGGAAUCGGUGGACGAGAGCGCUGCUUCCCAUGCAUCGUACAAUGAUACAGCGGCGAACGGAACCGUGGCUAGUGGUAAAGCGGUCGAUAACAAGCGGCACCGGGCCAAUGAAGAUCGCGAAGAGCUGUCGCUAUUGAUACGGCGCGGUUCGCAAUCGUGGGAAACGGAACCACUGUCCAAGCGCCGUAAGUCGACCGUUGACAAGAGUGCUUUGAAAGCCGCCGGCUCUAAAACGGCCCAGCCAAACAAAAAAGUGGAUGCAAAGCUGCCUAAGGUACUUCAGCAGGACAGCACCGUCCUGCCCGAAGCUAAACCAGAAGGUCAACCUGUCCCUCCCGUUGAGGGAAGUGCAAAUCCGGAGGCCAACGCUGCUGCUACGGCAAUUAAAAGCGUACCACCGCCGGCAUUAAAACCUACCGAAAAUGUGCUAACAUCGUUGGAGCUGUGCCGAACCAGCGUUACCAAGCAUGCACUCGUUAGCAUACCGGCAGAUUCGACUGCAGCAUUCGUCACUCAGCAAGAAAAAGAUACUUCAAAAACUUUGGCAACUGCGGGAGAGGCUUGUGGAGCACCGGCAACAGCAAGCGGUACACCAUCAACAGCACCUUCAAGCAUGUUAAAUAGCACGUCUUCCACGGUUAGUGACAUUAGCAUCAAGCAGGAAAUAAUUUCCGACGAUGAAACCCUGGGGAAAAGCGACAAGAAUGAACGGUCAACUACGACGGAAGUAAAACGGAAGGAAAAUGAAUCGGACAUGUCGAUCAAAUCAAGAGUAUCCUCAGUAAAUUUGUCUAAAUCUUCGGAACAAGAAGUAUUAGCUGCGCCUGUGGUUCCGGGCAAAUGCGUUCCCAAUGCUGGCAGUAAUGCAGAUGACACUGCGAUGGCGACCAAUUCAAUCAAGACGUCGUUAACUCAGACCAAUGCGGAGAUCAAAACUGGACACUCAAAUGGUGCUCAAAAGAUAGUAUCAAGCAAUCCAGUCCCGGCUCCAGUGCCGGUUAAUACAACGGCAAAAACAAAUGAUGCGACCACUAAUGCGGGCACUGCAACUACGAUUGGACAAAGCAAUCAGCGGGCGAGCACAUUACAAGCAAGCGAUGCGUAUAGCAGCGUAGCUGUUUCGGUCGGGCUGAAACGACACCAAGCAGCAGUGCCAGCUACUAAGACCACGAAAGAAAACGGCUCUGCGAAUGGAGAUGUUGUUCCGGUCAAAGCGAUAGAGCUGCCGGUGUCGGCGGUUCCCAAAGGCAAUGAUUCGGGCGCUGUUACGGUGGUGUCAAGCAAUCAGCGGGCUAGAAAAUCUUUUCCGGGCGGAGCAGCCAAUGCAAAGCACGCCGCUACUGCUAGACAGCCGCCACCGAACGCAAACGCUGUAGGAAGCAACAUACAGAAUGUGUCGGCAAUGCGUAACUCUUCGCUGGAAAGCUUGUCGAUCGAGCACAAGUCCCGUGAGGAGGCGACGGUGACAAAACGAUCGCAGAAUUCAAAUUUGUCAAGCCCGUCGACAGUGCCCAUACCAUCGGCAGCCCCAUCUUUCCCUCCACGAGUCGCAGAGGCGCCCAAACGAACUGCCAGCAUGAACAACACGAGUGUCAGCGCUAACAGUAACGGUGUCGCUUUGGUGCCGAAGCAGCUCGUUCCCGCUUCUACGACGAUUUCCCUGAUUCCCAGUGCAGCUGAUCGCAUUAGUGAUAAACAUAUGGCACCCAUUGACUUGGACAACGAUGACAUAAUGAUCAUCGACGAAGAUAUCCCGUUGGCCGCAGAUCAAAGCAGUGCUUCAAGCAGUCAAUUGGCGCUUCCUCCACUUGUGCCGAGACCUCAGGUGCAGAGUCCACGAACUGAAUCGACCGAUCGGGAAGAGCUGGUGCGUCCUACGGACGUGCUGAACGACUGCGCUGGUCAGCUCUUGGACAGCUUCCGCUUGACGAUAGAGAACGUGCUGUCCGAACUGGCUGAUAAAGGUUCGCCAGCGGCGGAGGUUUCACUUCUUAAAAUAAAGCUGGACCAAUCUCAGAAGCAACACGAGCAGCGUAUAACCGAACUGGAAGAGCAGCGCAAAAUGUACGAAGGCAUGAUGCAGGAACUGCGCCAAUCCCUUGAGCAGGAGAAAAAACGCGCCCUCGUCGAGCAGCGGGAGCAGCUGCAGCGGGACAAGCAGCGUGCAGUGCAGUCCGCGAAACAGAAGCAAUGGUGCAAGCGUUGUCUGAAGGAAGCGAAAUUCUACUGCUGUUGGAACACUUCGUACUGCGAAGUUUCCUGCCAGGAGAAGCACUGGAACGAACACAAAGAUGUGUGCAACCAGGCAGUGGAGAAAAGGGCACGUUCCGGUUUACCCACGUCGCUGGUACCGACCGUGCCAGACCAUUGUUGGGCGGAGGAUGGCAAGGGCCGUACGCCGGAGCAUGGCGGCAGCGUUCGUCCCGUGCUUCUGUUACCGGUAACGACGAGUGUCACCAUUUCACCCGACAAUAAUAAGGGCAGUAUGCGAAAGCAUGCAGCUGCUGCUGCUACAGGUACCGGUCCACGAGGCAUCGGUACGCCUGACACUGGAGGAGGGCGUAAAAAAGUGACCUCUAGCCCUAGCACAGCUUCGCCGGGCGCAAGAGGAGACACCAACAACAUUAACACUACAAUUCCCAACAGUACCAUGGUGCCUACUGCAACCAGCACGCCGUUCCUUGCAAUGGCCCGCUCGUAUCCCAGUGGAGGCACAUCGGGAGCUAAUGUAUCUUACACUCCACCGAUAAUUAAAGCCGUCUACAGCAUAGAUUCGGGUGCUAGUUUUCCGCAGCAUACGGCGCACAAUGGUGGCAACUUGGUAUCAAGUGCUGGCGUUGUAUCUAGUAUGCCCCAGCCACAGCAACAACACCAACAGCGAAUGAAUACAUCACGCGACAAAUCGACCAAACGCUCAGAACGUCGUGAUAAUGUCGCUUCCAUUAAGGUGUCACAAGGAUACGUUCCAACUAGCACAUACGAUCUGACAACGUCACCGUCCCGUAUCACCACGGUACCGAUACCAUCGUCGACUGGUUCGAUGGCAAUGCGUGCGUACAGUCGGAUUAUCCCUACCGGAGAUAUUGCCAGCAUGAGUGUUUCCCAGAAUGUGUGGAACCAGAUCAGUAUGCAAUCAGCUACCAUGCGACAGUCGCACCUGGGCAAUGUUGGACCACUCGGCGGUGUGGAUAGGAGCGGGCUGAGCGUCCAAUCCGCAGGUGACUUCAGAAGCCUGCAGGCUCAUACCGCCGCCACCGUACCAUCGCAGAAGCAAAAACCGACCCGGGAGCAAUAGCAGUGGCGACGUGGUCGUGGCAAACACAGGGGAGUAACGGUGCAACAGCAAUGAUGCUGAUAAUGCCAGUGUCACGGAAAAUGCUGAUGUGAAUAUAUUUUAUGACACGCAACCGAGUUUUGCGCCGACUGUGUUUUAGCGAUAAUGGUAAUACUAAUUUAUGUAUCAUCCAUACUUUAAUGAACUAUUUUUUUUAUACAUAACAUAAGCACAUAAAGCUUUGUAUUACUUAACUUAAAAUUUCGUACAAUUUUAUAUUUACAAUACUUUUAUAGACGUAGCUUAUCCAUAGUUUGAUCAUCGUUCACGAUGGUAUUAUUGAUUUCUCAGAAAUGUCAAUGGAUAGGAACUACUACUACUACUACUGGUGCGAACAUUUGAAAAGAUGAAUGUUAAAAACAUUUAUUAUUGAUCCUAAUGCUAUAACUUAAUGCAGAGUGCGUUGAACAAUGUACAGAUACAUAAAAUUUAAACUUGAGGCACUUAUAAGGCAGUCAUAGUAUACCAGUUAUCAUCCACUUUGGAUGCGAUAUGGUUGUCUGAUGGUACAGGGUGUUUCAAUGCAUGAUUUUGGGACAUUUUCUUGACUCGUUUUCACAGAAAGAGAACUGUGUGUGUGAUGGGAAUCGGAAUCGGAUUGUACUCUUGUUGGAUAGGCUCAAUCGGAAUCUGGUUGAAAUUUCCAAUGCGCCUGUCGUAGAGUAUAAUUCCUAUACAGCAAAGUUCACUUCCCAUUAAGAGUUAAGAAAGUGUCCCAAAAUGUAUAAGAACCCCUAAAACCAUUUUUGAGAUAAAAACUACGAUCGAAUGCAUCUUGAGUGUGUUGUAUUGGUUCCAAGAUGCGUAUUCUAACGCGUACACUAUAGUGAAUACUUUUGUUUUGAAUUAUUACGAUUGAUUUACGCAAUAGCUAUUAAAGAAGCUACGGUAUUAAAAAUUAAACGAAAAUGCA
Molecule: messenger RNA, 7676 nt
Organism: Anopheles arabiensis
Lineage: Eukaryota; Metazoa; Arthropoda; Insecta; Diptera; Culicidae
Gene: Zmynd8
Exons: 8
Coding region: 608-6724 (2038 amino acids)
Molecular function (GO): protein binding
Source: RefSeq, a predicted model, not a curated record